CAAUUAGCGAAGGCCAUACGUCAAGGGUGUUACCUUUCGGCGUCUGGGCUUUAGCACUUUUACCUCACUGCAAGUUCGCCUUGCCUACAACUGUUCCCAUUAGUACCUAAUACUGCUGUCCUAUCUUGUUAAUGAGUUAACGGCAGCCCAAGAUGCGCAGUUAGCUUGCUUGCUCAGUUGGCGAACACUUAUUGAAUACAGCUGUUUACCGUCUUAGAUCAUAGUAAGGGAACCGGUGCCUAGUGUUGCAGCCAUAGUGGUAGCCUGCAAAGAACUGAAGCAAGGCGAUGGCGUAGAGGGCAGGCCAGCGCGAAGCCGCUGUGAUGCAGCUUCGCAAAAUGAAACAGUUAAAUUGGAGCUUUUUAUGGAUGGUAGUCGCCGCUUUGAGCGCUGCUCACCUGGGGCGAGCGACUAACCCAUGGAAUCAGCCCUUCGUCUCAAGCGGGCUUCCCAACGACACCUACUGCAUGGAAAGCGAGCUCAUUGGCAAUACAUGGUGUGACAGUGCGGUGGGAGCUAACGCGUCGGCGGUGGCGGUGGGAGCGGCGCCCAACUGGGCCGGGAUGGACCCAUGGGUCCGUGUCAUCAGAGCUCAUGCGCUGUGCGAGAGAGGGGUCGUCCUGAACGGGCCAAAUGCGCAAAUGGCUGCCAGCGGAAGGUUCCUGGAGAACAACUCUCUGCACGUUUUCUCUAAGCUGCUCGGCAGCUACAGCAACGCAACGGGCCUGGCGUUCAACCUUUCCGCCAUCACAGCCCUGCAGUACAACUCAAUCAGGAACCGGAUCGCGGAAGCUCUUCCGACAAACGGGGACCCGGGCCCCUUGGAUUUCUGGAUGGUGUCUUCAGACGUUUUGGGUAUGACCGAUGCCCGGGAAGCCCUCCUCGACCUCCAAGCGCUCUUGAAAGAAGAUUCAAACUUCCAGAUGGCAGACAUUCCGGUGGCUUGGAGAAGUGCCAUGACGCCGUACAACGCUGAUAGCUACGUUGUCCCGGUGGCGCUGCUGCCAAACCACCUCUUCUACCGAGCUGACAUCUUUUCCAAUUACGACAUUGCCGUACCGAACACGUGGGAUGACGUCAUCUCUCUCGCGGCCAAGUAUCAUGGGCAGGACAUGGAUGGCGACGGCCAGUCGGAGAUCGGCGUGUGCGUGGAUGCCACGUCCACAUGCGGAAUGUACGGCAGCGUGGUUCGACUGAUCCUUGCCAGCAUGCUCCAGCUUCGCGGCCCCUCGCAUGGAAUCGCCUUUGAUCCGGACGACAUGAGCUUGCUGCUGGUCGAGGGAGGGGUUUUGGCUGAGGCCCUGCGCAUCUUUCAAGAGCUUCUGAAGUACGGCUUUCCGGAUUCAACGCCGUGCUAUGAGUUUUAUUUCACGUAUUUUGCUCAAGGGCGAUGCUUGAUCACCAUCGGCCUGCCGCUGGCUUUCAAGGUUGGCAGCCACUACUCCAUUGGAAGCCCAAUGCUGGGUAACCUUCGAACUGCCUCGUUGCCUGGCUCAGCACGUGUCCUGGACCGCGCUACCGGCCGUCUGACGUCAUGCACACGGGAGCUGUGCCCGUACGGACAAAGCGUUGCGAUUCCGAAUUCGGGAGACUCGGUAAUCGUCAACAAGGUGGUCUCCUUCGACAGCGUUGGAUUUGUUAUCAACAAGUAUUCCCCCUUCUACAGACAGGCAGCAGCCUACAGAAUGCUGACAGCUGUGUUUGGUCCCUCUGGCAGCAAGGAGUUCGUGCUUGGUUUCACAGAGGGCGGCCCGACGCGCUACUCGCAUCUUAAUGCGCAAGACUGGAUAGACGUUGGCUAUGAGCAAAGCAACACGCGGAUUUACUUGGCAGAGUAUCAACGUUUGCUUGUGGACACCCAGAAAUUCAUCGAAUGGCGUUUUCUAUACAACCUACAAAUACAGGACCUCCUGUCCCAGUUGGUGCGCUCCGUUGUGUGGAACGGCGUUCCCAUCAGCGCUGCACAGGGCACCUUCUCUGCGGGUGUUUCUGGCCUGGUUGAGGAGGCUGGCGGCCCGGCGGCAUUCCAGUCCGCCUACCGUGCAUCCCUUGGCUUGUCGGACAUCCUAUCACCAUGGGUGGAGAGCGCUGUCCAGUCGUCCGGCAGGAGCAUGGGAAACAAUCUCCUGGUGGCUAGCGUGCUGCCCACAGCGAGCAUCAUAGUGCUCUUCAUCGUCUACAUUGCUCUGCGGACCCACUCGCGUGCUAUGUCCAAGGUACUGCAACGGCAUCGGAGCGCCCCCGGACCUGGAGAGGUUGUGCUGUGCGUCACGGAUAUCCAGGAAUCCACGACGCUUUGGGAGACGCUGCCUGCCGACGUGUGUCAGGCAGCCAUGCAGCUGCACCACCACACCAUCCGCGCCUUCGCCCUGCAGUACCGGGGCUAUGAGAGCGCCACGGAGGGGGACUCCUUCAUCCUGGCCUUCCACACCGCGGCAGACUGCACACGAUUUGCGCUGCGAACCCAGGAGGCACUCCUGAACCUGGACUGGCCCCCUGAGCUUCUGGAGAAUCACCUUGCAUCCAGCCAGUGUGUGCGCUUGGACGCUUCAGCACUGCCCACCUGGGCUCGUGACGCCUGCGGACCAACCAUUCGUGCGCUGCUGCGAACCACCAAGCGCACCACGACACCAUCUCAGCAGCAGCUGUUACACCCGCCGCAGACACAGUCACAGAGAAGCCGUCCAGUCAGUACUGAGGGUUACCGGCAGCACAGUGCCGCUACGGCGGCUGCAGCAGGCAUCCCGGGAGCCUCGGAUGGCGCUGCCUGUGCUGCUGCCGUCAGGAUGUUGUCGCCGCUAAACGUCGAUGCUGCUGCAGCGGCGGCUUCGGUGCUCAUUGGGAAGCCGGCGGGCUCGACAUGUGGAAGCACAGCAGCGGCAGCGACGACGGGGACUGCAGAAGAGGGCAUCGACAUGCAUCGGCAAGUUCCAUCUGCACCUCAGGUUGCGGUGGCAGCAGCGACAGCAGGAAGUCACUGUGGUACGGGCCGAAUGCUGCCGACACAUGACGCUCUUGCGUGCCAUAGCGUGUCGUCCAAUGACACAUCCUGGCUUUGGACGGAUUCUGACAGGACGGGGCACACCGGCCAGCCGCAAGGCGCGGGAGCGCAGUGCAUCAGCAGCCAAUUGGAUGACCCGGCAGUGAGGGUGGAGCACCUGGUGUUUGGAAGGCUGCUUGGGUUGGUGUUUCCCACAGGGUCAUCGCUCACGCAGGGCAGUGCUCCGGGUACGCGAGCAUCGGCGACGUCAGCCGAGGUGCCUAUGUUCAGAGGCCUCCGCGUUCGCAUCGGUUUCCACCGCGGCCUCCUGAGCUCCUCUGAGGUGCUCUUCAACCGAGCCAGCCAGCGCACCGUCUAUUCGGGCCCGGUCCUCCAGCUGGCAAAGGCGGUCAGCGAUGCUGGCCGCGGCGGCCACAUCAUGCUGUCCACAUCCGCACUCGCCGCCCUGGACUUUGUACUGCUGCACCGGGAGGCCGGUGUCGUACUGCAUGCUGGCAGGCACGUGCUCAACAGCAACGGGGAUAGCGAGCUGGAGCUGUAUAGCUUGUUUAGCCAGUCACUGAUCGCACGAGUGGCGUACUUGGACGCACCAAGAUCACUGCUGGAGAAGGCUCCUGGCGUGUUGUCAGCGCCGCUGGGCUGCCUGGCCGUCGCAGUGGUCCAGGUGGACGAGGUGGCGAGCUGGGGCUUGGAGGCGGCCGCGGCGUUCCACAGUGCCACACGUGCACAUGCGCAACAGCUUGUCAAUCAGUUCCGCGGCUACCUGCUGCUGACUGGAGCUGGAGCGCUGCAAGCGGUGUUUCCGGACGCAGGCGACGCAGUCAGAUGGUUGCUGACGCUGCAAGAGGACCUUCGGGAUGGCAACACCGGCGUCAGCGCAACACGCGGUACAAUGUCUGGUAUCCUAAACGACCAGGAAGGCCAGGAUCUGUGCUCCCCGUUCAAGACCCAGCCGCAUAUCGCUCCCGCGCUCCGAGGCGGUGUGGACGUCGGUCCCCUACAGGCGGGGAUUACGGUGGACGGGCGGAUGGCUUACGAGGGUCCGGCCUGCAAGCGGGCCAGCUGCCUGGCGGCGCAUGCUCCCUGGCAGGCGGUACUGGUUAGCAUGGCUGUGGCGAAGGCGGUCCUAGGGGAGGGAAGCGCUCACUUCGCUGCGCUGAAGAUUGCGGCAUCGCAGCUCGCACCCAGCCUCAGCAGCGUUGCUAUGGAGAGGAUCAUCCAGUCAGCCAAGGCCACCGCAGUUGCGUCACAGCUGGCCAGCGCAAAAGACGCACCCUCGUCCCUUUCCCGCCAUCGCCGGCAUCUUGGGCUCGCCGCACUUUUGAAGCCCGCGACCGAGCGGAGCAUGGAAGCUUCGACACGUCAAGCUUCCGGUAGUCGUCUGUCAAGUCCUUCUGCAAGCCGUUCUCCGAGCCUUCGUGGGGAUGUAAGUUCUUCUGCUACAGAUGCUCCAGAGGGCAUGCUGGUUCGUAAAACGCCACCUGACACCAGUUUUCGCCGAGGGAUGCAUGGGCUCCUGCUGCCGCAGCAGCCAGACGCUGCGUCGCUGUUACUCGGCUCACGCAGCCGCUCCAUGACGGCUGCCAUCCCACGGGCCCACGGGUCGCUACGCUCGUUCGAUCCCAGCGCCUACGCUGGUGCAGUUGGACGACGAAAAGCCUCCUACCAUGGCAGCGCGGCGACUUCUGCCGGCCAUGCCGCCAUAUCACUCGUCCACGACCGGGACGUUUCGGCUUCCAGCAAGAAACGCCUGAAAGCCGCUCUACGAGUGCGCAGCCGCGUUGUAUCAGGAAAGGAAUUGUUUGGGGCGCGGUCUGAGUUCGACACCGCCCUAGCUCAACAAGAGCAUCGGGAGCUUGCCCCUAACAGCAUGGGGCUUCCACGGUUGCUGCUGGGCACUGCUGCCAGCACUGCUGCUGCUGCUGGCGGUGCCUCUCCCCGGAUCCGAAUGGUGCUCAACGGCCUACGCAUGAGCGCUAUGGGGGCUAGUAACGAGGAGUGUGAGUCGCCAGCAGCAGCAGGCGAUGUGAGGGAAGCGAGUAGCUGCAGGCUGGUGGGCCUUGCGGCCAGCGGAGCACGCCCACUCACCGACGGAGCUUUGAAUCGAACUCGGGGCAGGCUGGCGGCACCAGCAGCAGCAGCAGCAGUGGCUGAGGCAGCAGCAGCUGCGGUGCCGGUUGGAGGGGGAGGAGCAAUGGCGUCGGCAACACAGGCUAUGCCGACACAUGCAGGAGCUGCUGCUGUGCAGCAUGCCGCUCACAGCAGACGUUCCGGGAUAUCAGCAGUGGCUUCUGGGGCAGUGGCCGUGUCUGUUUCCGACGCGAUUGAUUGUAUGGUUGUGGGCAAUUGCAGCUUGGACCUACACAGCAAUAGCAUAGACCUACACAGCAAUGAACAUACGAGCAUGGCGGGAGCUCGUGGCAGCACUGGCAGCGCCAUGGAUGAGGGGAAUACUCGUGUGCCAGGCACUGCAACGAGCUGCCGCGCACGCUCGUAUGGUCAUUCGCUAUGCGCUCUUGGCCGCCCUGCAUCCUGCGAAAACACUCGUCCCGCAGACACCUCUAUCAACCUCCCCAUCCCCCGAGCAGCCUCACGUUUUCAUUCCAGCUUACCUCUCAUCAGUGGCGCUGGGACGAUGACGGGUACCGGCGGCAGCCAAGCAGGGCUUGGUUUCGGGCAACUUGGCAUGCCACUAAUGCCUGCGCCCCGGAGAACCGCAGUCGAUCUACAGCAACAACAACCAUGCAGCCCGCAGCCUGAAUCCUGCAGUAGUGGCGGCGCCGCUGGUUCCUGUGGAGGUGCCGCAGAUGGAAUCACUGACGCCAUGAGCACCCUUUGCCCAGCUAGCGGCGACGGCGGUCUAAGCUCAACACUGCUGCUCGCUGGCAUCAGCCGCCUAGGGCGCAUGUCUGCUAUGCCGCAGCUGGGCUCUGAAGGCCAACACCAGCAGCAGCAAGUGGCCUUGGGUGGCCCGAAAGCGCCAGCAGCAGGAGGCCGGGACUGCAGCGGCCGGAACCGCAGGACUAGCAGCUCCUUUGGACUAGCAGCAGCUUGCGGGUCAAUGGCGGAUGUGCAGCUGACGCCAACAGUGCAACGCCAGGCCCUCCCGCGUCUCAUCAACACUCCACGGGAAUCUAGCGAAGGACUUGGUCCCGUGUCGGUACAGCCCCUGGAUGCUGUCGAUGCGGUGCACUUGAGCAUGCCGCCAUGCAGCUUUCUUCGGCCGCCCCCCGCUGCGGCUUCAGUCGCGGGCCUCGAAGCGGCCGGACCGAAUGACAGGACUACUGCUGUGUUUGCGAGCACUAGCUCGGUGUUGGCGGCUGCAAAUACAGCUCCUGUGGCCAUGCACAAAGUUUCAGACUAUCCAGAGCCUAGCCUCAGGGGUUGUUACCAAGGUCGCAGUGGUGGCGUGGGGCCUCAGAGCAGCACGAGGCUUGCAAAAGCUGUUAGACGGGGAUCGUUCCUGGAGGCUACUAGCCAUGCAGCAGCGGAGGUAACGGAGGAGCCCUGUAAGCCUUGUGUUGGCGAUGAAGCGUCGCAGUUUACCAAGACCUCUGCUGUAGUAGCUGCUAGAAGAUCGUCCGAAGCUGCAGCGCCUUAUUCCCGGAGAUUCCCGACAUCAUGCAGGAAGGAUUUACAAGAACAGGCCGAGCCAGAUGGUGAGGAUAUGGAAGAGGUGCAGGACUGGACGUCGCUGGUGUUUAGCCAUGCAAGGUUGCUGCGGUUUAAGGGCACGCGCAUUGUGGCAUGGCAUGUUCGAUUUGGUUCACGGCAGCGUGGGGUGUGAGAAAGAUGUUCAGCAAGCGCUGUCAUCGGCCUGGCUGCAUAUUCUUGUCGUGUUGGGGCUGAAGACCCGUACGGACACGCCAUGCUUCAUGGGUUAACAAGCUGCGGUCGGCCAAGAAGAGGUUCAUGUUUUCAGUGUUGGGAAAGCGGAGGGCGGCGAAGAUUCUGAUGUUCUUAAAUUGAGACCGUCUGUGGGAGUGCUACAUGCAUCAAAAUGGAGGGUGAUUGCAUCAUCACCGUAGCAGCAUGGUUUAUUUGCGAAGGGCCCCAUGGCCAUAUGUUGUUGUUGGCCCUCUAUCAUGUGUUCAGACGUUGGUAGUGGCUGGUGGAUGGAUGCGGCCAGGACCUGCACUGCAUCCUUGCAAUUAUACAUUCUUCGCCGGGGCUAGAAGCACGCUUGGCAGCUUCGUAAUUAACUGCUGGUUAUUGGGCUCUUGUCACCAGAGAGCUUCGUGACGUCAAUUUGGAAGCCCGAAGGCACGCUGUUCUGGGCACUUGGACAAAGUUACUAUGUUUUUGGUUUUAAGCGGUUUGGCUGCAUUGAGUGACAGUCCUGUAUUGCCUGCGGAAAUUUGGGGAUGUAGUUCUAAGUAUCAGGUCCCAGCUCUGCGAAGCAUUGUCGAGAGCAUUAAGGUGAGCAGUGGGCAUGUUAGGUUGGUUGGUUGGUUGAUUGGCUGUUGACGGUUGGGACAGUGCAGAUAGGAAGCAUGAGCGAGGUAUUUUCAUGUCUUUCCGUCCUGGUGUGGUGUUGUGAGCCUGAACUUUGGUCGUUUCUGCUGUAUUACUGGAUUUAUUGCGUGCAUUAUUGCUGCUGCCUGUUUCUCACACUGUGGUAUAGAGGCAAAUGACUCGUACGGGAGAGUACCGCCAGCCGAGUGGAGGGGCAUAAUCCUACUACAGUACCGUCAUCAAUUCAGUUGUUGUUUCUCAGCACAAAUGUUUAGCUGCUCCUCGCCAGGUUAUUGCGCAGGGUCGCUAACACCCUGCCUGUUUUGGUAAACGUUUGCCUUCAUGCUUUUGUCUGCAUGCUCUUGCUUGCAUGUUGUGUUGCCGUUGAAGUGUCGGUUGGAUGGAUCAGCAGUAGUUAUCAUCGGCCACUUGGCACCAUUGUGUGUAAGCACUGCAUGCUGGUGCAUUGGUGCAUGCAUGCAUGCGGAGGAAUGAGUAAGAAUCACCCUUAUGACCUGUAUGACCAAUGCCCAUGGGUGGGUUGCUAAGUUGCGUAGGGCCCAACAAAACUGAGGCUUUGUGUUACUUACCGUGCCGUGUGAAGGCUGUCUUGGGUGGCUGUGUUAAGGAAAUUGGCCGCGAGUCGGAACAUGUGAUUGCCGGAUUGGGUGGCUGUGUGCGUGCGUGUGGGUCGCUUGUUGCUUAAGAGCACGGUAACGCAUGUUUCUGGUGACUGCAUGCGCAAAAUCUUCACUUUCCGGUGCCUGCAUACCGGUAUUGGGUACUGGUGACAGCAAUACCACCCUUCUUUGUGCCAUGCGCCGAUGUGCGUGCCUAUAUAUACCUUGGCGGGUCUAGACCUACAAUGCUUUGUCCACCAUGACAGCUUAUCUGUAUAUGCUUUGUCCACCAUGACAGCUUAUCUGUAUAUGCUUUGUCCACCAUGGCAGCUUAUCUAUAUGUGCUUUGUAGGCAUUCCAUAUGCGCAAACGAGCAAUUAGCUUUAUCGGUUCGGACUGGUUUUUGUGUUGCUGCGCAUGUUGUGUCGUUGCUGUUUGCCUCAAGGCGGGCGAUACUUCUGCGGGAAAGGUGGAUGGGUGAUAUCGGUAAACAAACCCCCUUGCCCCAAGGGUUGGCUGUUGCAGUCCAACGAAGUCCUCAGGCGAAGUGGCAUGCUGCGCAAUGUAGCUGAUGGUAUACGGCUAUACGCUUGUAUGGUGAUACCACGUCAUGAACCAUGGGUCAGUCUGGGUUGAGAUCUACGGUCCGAGACGGUGC
Messenger RNA from Astrephomene gubernaculifera, 8734 nucleotides. NCBI's taxonomy places the organism in Eukaryota, Viridiplantae, Chlorophyta, Chlorophyceae, Chlamydomonadales, Astrephomenaceae. The record is from the annotation of a GenBank genome assembly.